AUGGCUACUUCCCACGCCGGCAUGAAGCGCAGCUUCCAAGACAUGCACGGCGUACACAACGGUUUCGAAUCACCGCGAAGACCAAUGGAUAUGCCCUCCCAGCCCCCUUCACGUGAGGGAAGUGUAGUCCCUACGCCUCCAAACGGCGCCCAUUCCACUAUCAAUGGCCUGGAAACUCUACCACGGAAAGCCUCAUUCGCCGCCGAUGCUUCAAUCCUGUUGAUAGGCGUGCGAGGAGUUGGCAAAAGCUCGCUGGGAUUUCUCGCCGCUUCUGCUUAUACUCGCCGACUUGUCGAGUCUAGCAGAGCCUUUCUCGAGACUACAGGCUACAGUGGAACUGAUUACCGCAAACUACAUGGUCCGUCGGAAUACCACAAGAAGCACAGCGAUGUUUUGAGACGACUCCUCGAGACUCACUCCCGGAAUUCUGUUAUUGUAUGCGGCCUCGGCGAUUUGGAAAACGACGGCGCACAGCUGGUUCAACGGUUCUCACAAUCGCAUCCGGUCAUAUAUGUAACUCGCGACAUUCCAGGCAUCCAGACUUACAUCCGAGUGUGGUCAGAGGAGAGAAUCGAAGACCUGAUUCGUGCCAGCGAGCCGUUGCUGCGACAGUGUACCAACUACGAAUUCUACAACGUGUCCGAGUCACUAAGUCAACGAUCGUCUCACCACAACACCCCAAGGCCACACAGCGGCAGAAGCACUCACGGACCAUUUCUAACACUCAAAAGAGCAGAGCAUGAUUUCCUCAAGCUGCUCCGAAAUAUCAUAGGCGAUCAUGACCGUGGUCGGUCCCAUCAAUCAGCCUAUCCACUUUCCCAGCUCAGCGUCGACAAGCUAGAAUUCACCUCGGCUUUGUCGCUGACGGCAGAUGAUGUGGUCUCACACCGUUUCGACCUGGACGAUGCACAAGUCGGGAUUGAUGCUAUCCAGUUAAAUGUCAGUGGUGUUCCGCAACGAGGCGAUUCUUGGAAGCUCGGAAAACACAGCUGCUUCAAUCUGGUCAACGAGGCCUUCGCAAUCCUGAGACGGUCCACUAUUCUUCCGGUCGCUAUAUCGGUCACUCGCCAUGCUGCCGCCAGAACGAAGCAGGUCGCCGCUCUUGAGCUUCUUGAGUAUUGCUUGAGACUUGGACCCGAGUACUGCACUAUUGACCUCGCACUGGACGAUACCGAGAUCAACCAGCUUUUGGCAGGCAAAGGCCGCACCAAGAUUAUUGGCGAAUACAUAUCACCCGAUCGAAUUGCAGAAGGCUGGCAAGGACAGCAGUGCCUUGAUAUCUAUCAUCGAGCUCAAGGCCUGGGGUGCGAUUUGGUCAAGAUCACGAUGCCUCACGGCACUUUGGCAGACGCUUUUGCCAUACAAACCUUCCAGCAGCGGGUUCGGUCAUCAUAUCCCAGCAACGGUCCACGACUCAUCGCAUAUUGCACUGGCGCUCAAGGACGAACGUCGAUGUGCUUCAACAAUAUCUUGACACCGGUAGCACCCAUGGACAGGCAGUUUCAGCAUGCCAUCAUGUCGCUCGACGUUCAGCCGCUCAUCACAGCCAAGGAAAGAAAUGAGGCGCUGUUCUCGACCUUCAUACAUGAACCGAUGCGGUUCUUCAUCUACGGCGCCAACGUCAGCUUUUCUCUGUCGCCAGCAAUGCACAAUGCCGCGUACGAGGCUUGUGGUAUGCGUCAUUCGUACCGAACGCACUCGGCAUCAACGCUGGAAGACUUCGUUGCACUUGUGCGGGAGCAAGAUUUUGGCGGCGCAGCCAUUGUUCAGCCUUUCAAGACCAAAACCUUGCCGAUGAUGGACCUUCUUAGUCCCCAAGCCAAAGCGAUUGGUGCAUUGAACACAGUCAUUCCGCUCAGAGACGACUCAGUCAUAAAAUCGGUCACGAAUGAGAUCGGCAUUUUUCGCGAACGCAAUCGGACCGGACCCGUGAAAGCUUUAUAUGGCGACAAUACAGACUGGAUCGGUAUCCGCGCAUGUGUACGCAGAGGACUGUCACCUGCAAACACUGUCCGUCCACAAAGCACCGGUCUCGUCUGUGGCGCAGGAGGAAUGGCUCGAGCAGCGAUUUACGCCCUGAUUUCACUCGGCGUGCAGAACAUCUUCGUUUGCAACCGCACCAAGGGUAACGCCGAGGAGCUCGCGGAGCACUACAAUCGUCUCAUCAAAGCAAACGGCAUUGCUGAGCUCAGUCCCGCGGACGCAGCUACCACGACUGUCUCCGCGCUUGAGUCCUUCGAGAGUUCUUGGCCGAAAAAUAUGAGACAUCCUGCGAUGAUCGUUAGCUGUAUCCCGACACAGACUACAGAUGGUACGCCGACCAACUUCACGCUUCCACAAGACUGGCUGAAGAGCCGAACGGGCGGUGUGGUCGUAGAGCUGGCAUACAUGCCUAUCGUCACUCCUCUUGUUCGUCAGAUUCAGCGUGAAAGCCGCAAGGGCUGGAUCCUGAUGGACGGUCUUGAUAUGUUGCCGGAGCAGGCUUUUGCUCAAUUCGAGCUGUUCACUGGCCGUCGGGCCCCGCGCAGGUUGAUGAGAGACGAGGUCUUCAAGCAUUACUCUGAAGACGAGUUUCCACCGUACGCAAUCGUUCUCGAUCCGAAACUUUCAGACACUUGCUAA
This is a messenger RNA of Zymoseptoria tritici IPO323, 2622 nucleotides long. It is a transcript of the gene qa-1S, whose product is annotated as quinate utilization gene repressor. NCBI's taxonomy places the organism in Eukaryota, Fungi, Ascomycota, Dothideomycetes, Mycosphaerellales, Mycosphaerellaceae. Gene Ontology annotation, biological process: chorismate biosynthetic process. The transcript has 2 exons. The record is from RefSeq and is a predicted model, not a curated record. Bases 1 to 2622 code for a protein of 873 amino acids. Gene Ontology annotation, molecular function: 3-phosphoshikimate 1-carboxyvinyltransferase activity; shikimate 3-dehydrogenase (NADP+) activity; 3-dehydroquinate dehydratase activity.